AUGUCUGGUAUUGCUGCAGGACGCUUAGCUGAGGAACGAAAAGCUUGGCGAAAAAAUCAUCCCUUCGGAUUCAUUGCUAAACCAUCUUCCAAUCCCGAUGGUACGCGAAAUUUAUUUAAUUGGGAAUGUGCCAUUCCUGGAAAGAAAGGAACCAUUUGGGAAGGGGGACUUUUUAAAUUGCGGAUGCAUUUUAAGGACGAUUACCCUUCAACGCCUCCAAAAUGCAAAUUUGAUCCACCUUUGUUUCAUCCAAAUGUUUACCCAUCAGGGACAGUAUGCUUAUCACUACUUGAUGAAAAUAAAGAUUGGAAACCGUCAGUAACAAUAAGGCAACUGUUGAUUGGUAUACAAGAUUUGCUGUCAAAUCCAAACAUUGAUGAUCCGGCACAAGCAGACGCAUAUCAGAUUUACUGUCAGAACAGGUGA
Molecule: messenger RNA, 426 nt
Organism: Dracunculus medinensis (Guinea worm)
Lineage: Eukaryota; Metazoa; Nematoda; Chromadorea; Rhabditida; Dracunculidae
Source: the annotation of a GenBank genome assembly